This is a messenger RNA of Closterium sp. Naga37s-1, 936 nucleotides long. The record is from the annotation of a GenBank genome assembly. Lineage: Eukaryota; Viridiplantae; Streptophyta; Zygnematophyceae; Desmidiales; Closteriaceae.
AUGAGAGAGGAGGGGGCGCGACGAGAGAGGAGGGGACGCGACGAGAGAGGAGGGGACGCGACGAGAGAGGAGGGGACCUGCCGAGCGAGGAGGGGACGCGACGAGAGAAUUAGGGACGCGGCGAGAGACAUCCCCCUUUCCCUUCCCAGCAUCCCCCUUUCCCUUCCCAGCAUCCCCCUUUCCCUUCCCAGCAUCCCCCUUUCCCUUUCCCGCAUCCCCCUUUCCAUUUCCCUCAUCCCCCUUUCCAUUCCCAGCAUCCCUUUCCCGCAUCCCCCUUUCCCUUUCCCUCAUCCCCCUUUCCCUUUCCCGCAUCCCCCUUUCCCUUUCCCUCAUCCCCCUUUCCCUUGCCCGCAUCCCCCUUUCCCUUUCCCGCAUCCCCCUUUCCCUUUCCCUCAUCCCCCUUUCCCUUUCCCGCAUCCCCCUUUCCCUUUCCCUCAUCCCCCUUUCCCUUUCCCGCAUCCCCCUUUCCCUUUCCCUCAUCCCCCUUUCCCGUUCCCUCAUCCCAUUCUUCUCCUCGGUUUCCUUCCAUGCCUCACCUCAGUUUCCUCUCAUGCCUCACCUCAGUUUCCUCUCAUGCCUCACCUCAGUUUCCUCUCAUGCCUCACCUCAGUUUCCUCUCAUGCCUCACCUCAGUUUCCUCUCAUGCCUCACCUCAGUUUCCUCUCAUGCCUCACCUCAGUUUCCUCUCAUGCCUCACCUCAGUUUCCUCUCAUGCCUCACCUCAGUUUCCUCUCAUGCCUCACCUCAGUUUCCUCUCAUGCCUCACCUCUGUUUCCUCCCAUGCCUCCCCUCGGGUUCCUCCCAUGCCUCCCCUCGCGUUCCUCCCAUGCCUCCCCUCGGGUUCCUCCCAUGCCUCCCCUCGCUUUCCUCCCAUGCCUCACCUCUGUUUCCCCACUUGUCUCCCCUCUGCUUCCCCACUUCCCGCCCACCUGUUGA